Colletotrichum destructivum is the source of this 1353-nucleotide messenger RNA. RefSeq lists its product as uncharacterized. The record is from RefSeq and is a predicted model, not a curated record. Lineage: Eukaryota; Fungi; Ascomycota; Sordariomycetes; Glomerellales; Glomerellaceae. The transcript has a single exon. The coding region runs from base 1 to 1353 and encodes 450 amino acids.
AUGGUUGACAAAGACGUGGCUCCUGACGAGGUAGGAGAGAUGCUCCCCCCAGUUGUGGAUGAGCUGCUUGGUGGAGCAGAAGUAGAAAUGCUUGUUGCUGCAGAGCUGCCUGUUGCUGAAGAACUACCUGUAGCUGAAGAACUAGCCGUGGGCGAGACAGAAGAACUGACAGCUCCAGAACUGCUCAAAGUUGAGGAAUCGGCUGCUGAUGAAGAGCUCCCUGUUGAAGAGAUACUUGUUGUCAAGGACGUGAUCGUCGACGAAGGGCUGACUACUGAGGAAGAGCUGGCUACUGAAGAAGUGAGAGAGCUGCUUGUCAAGCCCGAGGAAGAACUACUUGUUGCCGACGAACUGCCUGUUGACAAAGCUGUCACCGAGGAAGAGCUGACCGUGGAGGAAGCAGAAGAGCUGAUGGGUUCAGAAGGACUCAAAGUGGUAGAGGAGCUCAAAGUCGUAGAAGUACUCAAAGUAGAAGUACUCAAAGUCGAAGAGGGGCUUGCUGGGGGAGAACUGUCUGUUACCGAAGAACUACUUGUUGACAAAGUGACAGUUGUCGACGAGGAGCUCGUAAUUGAAGAUGGGGUGAUUAUUGAGGACGAGCUGGUUGUUGACAAGGUGCUAGUUCCUGAGGACGGGCUGACUACUGAAGAAGAGAUGGAGGAGCCGUCUGUUGAUGAAGAACUAGCUGUUGAUGUCGUCAAGGAAGAGCUAGACGUCGAUGAAGUAGAGGUGCUGAUUGCUGACGUUGGGCUAACUACAGAAGACGAGCUAGCUGUUGUUAAGGAGCCAGUCGCCGAAGAAGAGCUGACUACCGAUGAGGCAGAGGAGCUGUCUAUUGAUGAAGAACUACCUGCAAUCGAGGAAGAGCUCGUUGUCAAUGUCGUCGAGAAAGAGCUAGCCACCGAGGAAGUGGAGGAGCUGACUACUUGGCUGUUUGAAGAACUGCUUGGUGAAGACGAGCUGGCUGAAGUUGACAGGCUAGUUGCUGAAGAUGAGCUGGCUACCGAGGAAGUGGAGGAAUUGACCACGUCACUGUUCGUGGAACCACCUGUUGACGAAGGGCUAGUUGUCAAUGAAGAGCUGGUUGCCGAUGGAGAGCUGACUAUUCCUGUGCUGGAGGAGCUGGAAGAGGUAACAGCUGUAGAAGUGAAAGUGCUUCCUGUUGUGGGCGCGGAGGAGCUGAUCUCGGUGGAGGUUGAGGAACCAACUGCGGUGGAAGUAGAAGAGCUCACUUCCAAAGUUGAGGAAGAAGUGGCUGCCGGCGAAGACGAGCCUGAGCUCGAGGAAACAGAAGAUGAGAUGGACGGGGUAAUUGAAGAGGUGGUAGACGGCGCAGAGGAGCUUCCUGUCUGA